Amoebophrya sp. A120 is the source of this 1657-nucleotide messenger RNA. Lineage: Eukaryota; Dinophyceae; Syndiniales; Amoebophryaceae. The record is from the annotation of a GenBank genome assembly.
AGGUACGGGAUCACGGAACAAUAAAUUCGCCUACUACAACAUAGACCAGGACAUACUCAUUGUACAACGAACGGGUAGUCGCAGGCGCGCAGCUAGGUGAAAUAAGUAGAAAGAUUAUCAGGAGGAAAUGGCCACCGUCGUCUCCCGGCCCACCCCGUCCUUCGGGCGCGGCGCGCUCGGGCAGAAACGGCUGCUGAAGGAGUACAAGCAGAUGCAGGAGAUGGCGAAGAACAAGGAGGAUAUGAACGGAAUCUACGCCGAGCCCAGCCCGGACAACUUGUUCGUCUGGUACUUUUUGUUCGAGCCGGAAGAAGAGCCCUAUUCCCGCGGCCAGUACCUCGGGAAGGUCGUGCUCCCGGAGGAGUACCCGUUCAAGCCCCCCGAACUGUACAUGCUAACGCCGAACGGGCGGUUCGAGGUGAACACGAAGAUCUGCACCACCAUGAGUUCCUACCAUCCGGAAACCUGGAAGUCGAUUUGGACGAUCCGGACGGUUUUGCUAGGGUUGCUGUCCUACUUCCACGAAACCGGCUCCCUCGGAAUCGGCUGCACGCUGACUCCGGAAUUUCGGAAGAAGCAACUGGCCGAGCAGAGUUGGGGCUGGAACAAAAAGCACGUGGUGGCGGGGAUGCUCUUUGCAGACCGGCUCUUCGACGAAAACCCGAAGGUGGAAAAAGCGGAGAUCAUGUUGAACCCGGUUUUUACUUCGUUUUUCCGGGCCGCGGGGGACUUUGUCAUGGCGCCGUUCAAGGGGGCUGCGCUGGGCUGUGAGCAGUGUCAGAAAAACCCAGACACGAACAAGGAGGAAGAAGAAAUCGAGAUUUCGCCUGUGAAACCGAAAAGAGAUGUUGAUGACCCGGUAGUGAAAUUCGAAUCUGGCGGCGGGAAAAAGACGGAACAAGAGGAACAUCAAGGGGGUGGAGAAACGGGAUCAACAGCGGGUCAAAUGGGUGGCGGUCUGGGGCUUGUCGGAAAGCAGGACGGUGAUGGCGAGGUCGAGGAACAGCUGCAGGCAGGGGAGUUGUUUAGACAGGUUCUCCCGGCGAAAAAAUUGUUUGAGACGUCCUCGACUCACGACGAGCACGGCAACGAGCAGGUCAGCAGCAAUGGCGGCGGUCGUGGUGCUUCUGCUUCCUCCGGUAAAGAGGUACCGCAGGAAAAGGGAGGAGAAGACGAGGGUGGUGAUCUUCGUCGUGUUACGCACGUGCCGUCUCCGACCCGGAACCGCUCCUGGUGGGCGUUGUAGUGCCUGAAAUGUCAUGAAGACUUUGCGGGAAGGAGUUUGGAGGGAUCAUUUGGAUGUGAGGUACUGGUGUUGAAGAUGUCAGCUUACUACUACGUGUAUUUUUGAAGAAAAUAUAGUAACAAUCUCAGAGUGCAAUAAAAACUUUGUUUGUAAACGUAAGAGCAAUUAUUUAUGCACAAGUGCCGUUCGUACUAGAACUAGUGUAGUUGUAGAAUUCAGUUUGCAGAACCAGAAGCAGAUAUAGGUAGUCCUGAUUUGAAAUUUCUGGAUGAAGACGAGUUUGUAGGCGUUCUAAAGUAAGAUAAACCUAAGAAGACCUGUUGUUGCUCUGACCAUUGUGCAAAGUGAAAGACUGGAAACAGGACCCAGGAAUGUGUACGCCACUACCCCUGUGACCUGUUAGGAGUCGAG